Molecule: messenger RNA, 4098 nt
Organism: Dunckerocampus dactyliophorus (ringed pipefish)
Lineage: Eukaryota; Metazoa; Chordata; Actinopteri; Syngnathiformes; Syngnathidae
Gene: dld
Product: deltaD
Exons: 12
Coding region: 398-2797 (799 amino acids)
Biological process (GO): establishment or maintenance of epithelial cell apical/basal polarity; heterophilic cell-cell adhesion; multicellular organism development
Cellular component (GO): plasma membrane; protein-containing complex
Molecular function (GO): calcium ion binding
Source: RefSeq, a predicted model, not a curated record
GCUUGCGCAGGACCAGAGAGCCACCAGACACACGCACAGUUAACCCGAGAGAGACCACAAAAGACUUCUGAAACCUGUUUUGUGUGUUUGGAACCAGCAUAUUAUCAUUAAGCAACUGGGAAAAACAACAAGGACGUCCAGCUGCCUUUUUACGCGAGACUAUUUGGAAUUAUUUCCUACGAGGAUUUCCUCCGAGGAUCAUUCUUUUGAGGAUUAUUUUUUAUUAAAAAAACGUCAACAAGUAAACACAUUUGUAUGGAAAAAUAGAAGCCAGCCUUAAGGAAAAGUGACAGUUCUGACCUAAAUGAGAACAUAAAACUUUCUCCAUGAUUGUUUGAGUUGGGCUGCAGCAACCUGUGGAGCUUUCAGCGCUUGUUUUGAAGGGGCUGUCAACACAAUGGGACGCCUGUGCCUGCCCUUGGUUGUCACUCUCUCCCUUUUCACCUGCCAGGUUUUGUGCUCGGGGGUGUUUGAGCUGAAGCUGCAGGAGUUUCUCAACAAGAAAGGGGUGACGGGAAACGCCAACUGUUGCCCCGCCGGCUCGGCUCAUCAGCCCGGCCACCAGCAGUGCGAGUGCAAGACUUUCUUCCGGAUCUGUCUGAAGCACUACCAGGCCAACGUGUCACCCGAACCUCCCUGCACCUACGGCGGAGCAGUGACCCCCGUACUGGGCUCCAACUCCUUCCAGGUGCCGGAGACCAACGCGGACACCUUCACCAACCCAGUGCGUUUUAAUUUCGGCUUCACAUGGCCGGGGACAUUUUCACUGAUCAUUGAAGCUCUGCACACAGACUCCCUGGACGACCUGGCAACAGACAACCCGGAGCGUCUCAUCAGCCGCAUCACUACUCAGCGUCACCUGACCGUAGGAGAGGAAUGGUCCAAAGAUAUGCAGACAGCAGGCAGGACGGAGCUGCGUUACUCGUACCGCUUCCUGUGCGAUGAGCACUACUACGGCGAGGGCUGCUCUGUGUUCUGUCGACCCAGAGAUGAUGCCUUUGGACACUUCACCUGUGGAGAGCGUGGAGAGAUCAUUUGCAACUCUGGCUGGAAGGGACAGUACUGCACUGAGCCAAUCUGUCUUCCUGGCUGUGAUGAAGAUCAUGGCUUCUGUGAGAAACCUGGAGAGUGCAAGUGUCGUGUAGGAUUCAGCGGGCGUUACUGCGAUGACUGUAUUCGUUACCCGGGCUGCCUCCAUGGUACCUGCCAACAACCCUGGCAGUGUAACUGCCAGGAGGGAUGGGGCGGCCUCUUCUGCAACCAGGAUCUCAACUAUUGCACACACCACAAGCCUUGCCUCAACGGUGCCACUUGUACCAACACUGGCCAGGGCAGCUACACUUGCUCCUGUCCACCUGGCUAUACAGGCGCCAGCUGCGAGAUCCAGGUCAAUGAAUGUUCCGGAAACCCCUGUCGCAAUGGUGGUAGCUGUUCUGACCAUGAUGGUGGUUAUAAGUGUACCUGCCCACCUGGUUUCUAUGGCAACAACUGUGAGCUGAGUGCCACUAGCUGCGCAGAUGGGCCUUGCUUCAAUGACGGCCGCUGUGUCGACAACCCUGAGGGGGGCUACUUCUGCCAGUGCCCCAUGGGAUACGCUGGAUUCAACUGUGAGAAAAAAAUUGACCACUGCUCAUCCAAUCCUUGUUUGAAUGGUGCAGAAUGUGUGGACCUGGUGAAUUCAUACCUCUGUCAGUGUCCUGAAGGGUUUUCUGGUUCCAUUUGUGAGGACAGCAGCAGCAGCAGCAGCAGCCUCUCUGGACACUGUCUGUCUUUUCCUUGUCAGAAUGGUGGGACGUGCCAGGAGGCAGCAAAUGGCUACACUUGCAACUGCCCUCCAGGGUAUACCGGCAAAAACUGCAGCUCUCCCAUUUCCCGCUGCGCUCACAAUCCCUGCCACAAUGGCGCCACCUGCCACGAGCGCAGCAGCCGCUACGUGUGCGCCUGUGUGCCAGGCUACGGUGGACACAACUGCCAGUUUCUCUUACCAGAGGUCCCCAAGGGUCAACCGGUGGUGGACGGACCGGACAGACGGUAUUCCUCCCUGGAAAGUGAAAUUCUUGACGAUGCCGACGAUGAUGACAGCGGCUUCCCCUGGACAGCCGUGUGCGCCGGCAUCUUUCUCGUUCUGGUGAUUCUCAUCAGUUGCUCUGUGCUGGUGGUCUACAUACGUGUCAAGAUGCAAGAACGACACAGUCACCGUGGCGACAGUGUCCGUAGCGACAGCCACGAGACAAUGAACAACCUGACGACCACCAACAAUUGUCUCCGAAGCGACAAGGAGCUGAGCGCCGUGAUGUCGACUUCUAUCAAAAAUACCAACAAAAAGGUGGAUUACCAUUCAGACCUAACCGGGUCGCUUGGUGGUCUGAGUGGGAUCAGUGGGCUUAAUGGACUUUGUGGAUCAGAGAAGCAUGGCUUUAAGACUCGCUACUCCAGCGUGGAGUACAACCUUGUCCACGAGCUGAGGCCUGAGGAGGUGUCGCUGGGCAAACAGGAGGAGCAUGAUGGGCCUGAGGUUAAAUGUGAGAUGCUGGAUGAGUCUGAUACUGAAGAAAGACUUAGGAAAAGACAAAACAGUGAGGCCUCAGAAGAAAAACAAGCAGAAGAGUCACCGAGCUGCAGCGAAACCAAGUAUCAAUCAUCCUAUGAUCUGAAUCAACACGGCACCGGUGAUCUUAAAUACCAAUCAAGCUGUGACAUUGAAUACCAAUGCGGUGCUGGUGCAGACAGCAAGUACCAGUCUGUGUACGUCAUGUUGGACCAGAAAGACGAGUGUUUAAUCGCCACAGAGGUAUGAUACUCAUCUGGACCAGUUUCCCAGUGGUCCUUGUUAGCCCUGAGCAGUACAGCUCAGCUUGUCUCCGGGAGGUUUUACUCCUGCGGUUUGCUGCUGUUCCCUGGAAUUUACCGAAGGAUUUUGUAGCCAAGGUGCCGCUAGGACAGUGCAAGCUGGUGAAUACUAGACAUUGCUGACCUCAGACCAGGAUGUGACUCCCACCGUCACAGCACCUGAAGACAUUGUGCAGGAAUUGUACAAACCUGAAUCAAUGUUGGACUAGGUGCCCCUGCAGUCUUUGCAAGAGCUGCAGACUGAAAUAUUGGCAUCAAGGUGGAUUCCAUUCCUUGUCACCUGAUAAAAAGGGAGCAUUGACGUGGAUGUUGACACAUGAAAUUGUAGUACCAUGGAGUACUGAUUGAAUGAACAUAGUAGUACCAUUGGAGUACUGAGAACUUAUAUGUUGUAGUGCUAUUAUGUGCUAUGAUUAUUAAAGUACAAAGCUGUCAUAAAUGACGUUGUAUGUACUGUGCAGUGCUGCAGAGGAGAGCGUGUAGUCAUGGUAAUGGUGGGCCAAAUACUCAUCUUUAUCUCUGCAGCAUCGACAGACUCUAUCGGCUGAGCUGGUUCUCAGCAGAACUGACAGAACUGAAGACUCCAGUAGUGACUGCAAAUCGAUCCAACAUGGAUCCUGUUGGGCCAUACUGGCCCCUGAAAGUGUGGAUAAACGGGGCAAGGUUUUUAGUGACUUGAGAAACAUGAAUUAUUCCAGAAUUUCCAAGCAAAAAGUCAAUGAAAGUAAUACCAGUACAUCAAUCACUAUCACCAUUUUCAAGUUGUUUGUCCCGACCUCUGAUGCUGUUGUGUGUCUAUGUCAAGCUAUGAAGGAGUCGUCCGAACUGCCAAGACCUCAUUGCACUAUGGAGGUGUGUGUGUGUGUGUGUGUGUAUACUGACACCCGUGUCUUCCACUGUUAGUCAAUCAUCAUUUAGCAGCCAUUCCCUCGCCUGCCCAUCAGAGGUUAGCAUCAUACGAUUCAUGUUUGUAAUGUUAUUUUUUAUUAUUGAAACAAAGAUGUUCUUUUAAUUUAAUUAUGUUAUUUGUGCUCCAAUUUGGUGUGAUAUUUUGUGCUAUAAUUUAAGUUUUGGAUUGUUUUUUAUUUUUAUUUGACAGAUAAUGUAUGUAUGUAUGUAUGUAUGUAUGUAUGUAUGUAUGUGUUAGGCACUUGAGACCACUGUGACUGUGUUGUAUUUAAGAGAGAAGUCGUAUGUACAGAGCCUGUCAUUUUUAUUACUGGAAAAAAACGCAAUAUUUUUCCAAAA